CCGUUGCUCUCGUCAGGCACGCGGCACUACUGCACCGUCGGCGCCCCCUGCGAGUGUCGGCAUCAGUAGUACUUCAGGAGAGGGACGCAGGUUGUAAACGUAACCCCCUUGUAAUGUCUCAAUAACUCCUCGCAAUAUCCUGGCGCAUGCUCGGCCUUGAGGUCAUGCUAUGUAGGAAGAGCAGAACUCGAAAGUGAGUGUCGGGGAGCGGUCGCUCUCAUGGUGAAGUUACGGACGCGACGUGCCGUGCGGGAGCAGUAAGACGGUGUGGUGUGUGUGGUUGGCGUGGCGGGCAGGUGGGCACGCACGGCACUCUGUGGUAUGGUGUAGCCGUUGGGCACGCAGUGAUGCACGUGCGCCACCAUUCUCAUUCUGCUGCUGCCGCCGCCGCUGCCGCUACAGGCGUUACCAGAGUUGUGUGGGUGUGCGGGCGUCACGCUGGAGGGACAGGAAGGCCCAGCGGAGGCCGAGGUCAUGUACCAGGGGCCGCGCCUGCCGGACAUCGCCGAGGCUGAGGAAGAGCCGGCCGAGGACUCCCUGUCAUCGGCUUCCACGGCGUCCUUCUGGAGCCACGAGCGCGAGCUCUACGACCCCUGGUGGCGCUCCACGCCACCCACCGCCGCGGCCAUCCGCGCCUCCUCCUCUACGCCGCCGCUCUAUCGCGGCCUCAUACGCACAGCACCGCCCACCUCGCCGGUCCGCACACGCCCACGUCGCUCAACCAAACCUUCCACUCGCGGGCGUAGCACGACGCCCCCAGCGCACUCCUACACGCCACCCCGGAGACGGACUUCCAGAUAUGGUGGAGGUGGUGAUGGUCGAGACAGCAGUGGCGGGGCGGGGGGCAGUGCUCCCUCCGCCAACGGCCACUCCGGCCAACAACAGCAACAGCAGCAGGAUCAACAGCAAAACUCAGCCGCCGCCAACAAGAAGAGCCCGGCCAAGAAGGGCGGCAGCAGCGCAGAAAUUCCGGGAGCAGCAGGAAAAUGAACGCAGGCGCCGUUUGGAGGACAUGAGGCUCCGAGACGCAGACAGACGUUCACAGGUGGAGGAGCGCAAGCGAAUAAUUCAGCAGGCAGAGCAAGAUCGCCGGGAAGCUGUCUUAAGGAAGACUGCGGAACGUGAACAGCGCUUGGAAUCAAAAAGACGGAAUGAAAAAAGCAACAUAGUAUUUGCCUUUGGUAGUUCCACACCUCGUAUGUUGGAUCCCAAAGAUGGUGCCAGUACAUUCUGGGGAUCUCGUAGGGCUACCUCCACGACAAAUGUCCACUUAGCAGAUACCAAUAUCAGUAGGCGAGCAUCGGAGGGUGGAGACAUGGACCUAAGCCGUAAGCGCGCCACUUCAGCCCACAGCCUUGACAGGAAGCCAGAAGACAAAACCCCAACAAACUCAUCCCAAUCACGUUUCUGUGUGUGGGAGUUUGGGGAUAACUUCACUGCGCUGGGUCCCGCAAAUCAAACUAGCGGUGGUAGCGGCAACCUGGCCUCUCCCUCACCGGCCACGACACCCACAUCUUCCACGUGCUAUUCUCGUAGAACUGCUUCUGUAUUUACUGGGGCUGGGUGCACUUUUGGUGGUGAAGAUCUUAUGACAAGAUCAAUGACUGCAGCAAUCCCUGCAUCAGCGGCAAGACGACGCACCGAUCUGAUGCCAGCAAUGCCGAGUUUGCGAGACUCAUCUGGCAGCACUCGAAGUAGUCCUCGCCAUCGAUCGCCAGGCAUGCGCAGUGGAACGGUCACCCCGAACUCUCCCUCACGUCCCACUUCUGCAUUGAGUCAGGGAUCAAACAACAGCAGCCAAGUGUCCCUCAGAUCCCGCACUUCUCCCCGCAAGCCUCGCCCUCUCAGCAUUGCUGGAUCUUCACUCUCUUCAGCUGAUAAACCCAGAGAUGCCGUUCCACCCUCCAGGGAAAGCAGGCCCAUGGAGAGGAAAUUGUCUGUUGGCUCAACUUCAUCUACAAAACCAGCAAGGGCCAAGAGUGCAGGCUCUGACAGAAGUGCUCCAGCCACUCCAGCACGCACACCAGUAAAAGCCACAACACCCAAGAAAACUCCGUCACAGGUUAAGGCUGAGAAUGCAGCUAAAAAAGCUGUAGAGAAGAGUAAGUCAACACCAAAGACCAAGACUACUCCAAAGACGACCCCUCUACAUUCUCCGGCAGUUGAAAGCAAACCUCUUCCUGGAUCAAAAGAAAAGAGGGUCUCUCCACAAAAGGAAGACAAACCUGCUGAGCAGAAUAACAAAGAAACUAAACAGCAGCUGACAGAAACUGAUGCCACAACAGAAGCAAAGCCUGAUACUGCAGAUGCCAGUCAGGGGGCCCCAGCUCAGGCCCCUGUUGAGGAGAGUCAGCCUGAAAAGGUUGUUGAACCCACUGCUGAACCCACUGCUGAAACCACUGCUGAACCCACUGCUGAACCCACUGCUGAACCCAUAGUAAAUGACACUGAUGCUAAAUUGGAGCCAACUGAGGAGCUCACACCUGCUAAGCCGCAAGAAUCAGUUGCAAAAGAGCCUGAAAACAAUGAAACUCCGAAAGCAAAGGAAAUGGAAGGUUCUCAGGAGAACUUGGAGAAAACUGAGGAAUCAGAGAAGACCAUGAUUAAGAAGGCAGCAGAUAAGCCUGUCACUGGGUAUGCAACUGAGGAGGAUUACAAGGCAGCCCUUGCAGAAAAGCGGCGUCAGGCAAGAGAGGCCAAGGAAAGAGAGCUUGAAUUGGAACGCCAGAGACAGUUGGCAGAAGAAGAGCGUGAAAGAAGAGAGGAGGAGGAGUACCUCAAGAUGCUUGAAGAACAGAAGAAGGCUGAAGAGGAGCGCUUGAGAAAGGCAAUUGAGGAAGCUGAUCGCCAACGUGAAGAAGAAGCAAAGAAAAAGGAAGAAGAGGAGAAGCAGAGGGAAGAGAAUGAGCGCGUAGAACAACAGAAACGUCUUGAGGCAGAGGAAAAACUUCGCCGUGAGGAAGAAGAGCGUCAGGCCCGCAAGAGCCGUGUUGCAGCCAUCAUGGCAAGGACUCGUGGCAAGGGAGGAUCAAACACACCUACCAAGGCUGAAGCCAAGACUCCAUCUGAUGAAACCAAGGCCUUCAAUGAGAGUGACAUGAGCAGCAGCAUGACAGACUCUAUGAUCAAUGCUCUAGUUUCCCAGAGUGAGGGUUCCAGCCAGCCUCAAAGUGAUGCAUCAUCACAGCCUGCUCAGCCCUCAAGUGAUGUCUCAUCCAGACCAUCACAGCCUGAUGCAGUCUCUGAGAAUGCUGUAGUAGCUGGUGUUGAAAUUGAUUCUAAGACACCUGCUGUCAAGUCAGCAACACCUCCCCGCGAUGUGACUUCAGCUUCCAUGGGUGUUGAAUUGACGCAUUCUAAUACUGAGGUUACCCGAGCCACAGAGAACUCAAUGGUCGAUGACCUGAUUAGUGGUAUUGCCUCAGUUAAAGUUGAAGAGCCACAUGUGAAUGGAGAUUCCCCAGUGCCCAUGGACACGACUCCCACACAGUCUGUAGACUUGUUGGGAACCAUUAGUGAUGUACAUAGUGUAAAUCAUAACGGAGUAGAUAAUACACCUGCACAGACCAGUCAAGGGACGGACAACCUCCUAGGUUCCUUAGAUCCUAUCAACUCGUCAAACAAUACCACAGCUGUCACUCCAGCAGCAGCAAACUUUGAACAGAUCAUUGACUUGGGUCAGACCAAGCUUAGUAAUGAGGAUGCAGUUAACAGCAACCCUCCUUCACCAUUUAUAGCAUUUGAGCAGAAUUUGAACAAGAAGCAGAGUCAGGAUAAUACAAGCACAGUUCCAGAUCUGUUGCUGUAAAAUCUGCAGUUUUGUUCAUAUUCUUGUAUGCUGCCUGAGUGUGAUUAUGAGAAACUCCAAAUGUGAUAGUAGCACUGGACCUUUGAAACUCAGCCUUGUGUGGUUGAGAAAUUGGAAGGCCUCCCUCCAUCACCCAACUCACAAAAGGGGUUAAGGGUUCAGUUCCCAAUGCCUCAGCCUCUCGUAGUGUGGCUUUUGUGCGAGUGUGAUACAGAGGAUCUGUUUAACGUUUCAUUAUCACUUGGCCUUUCCCCAGUCAAAAAGGAAAAUUAGUUGCCUUAAUUGGUUUUUAUAGUGCCAGCAUUUGUGACUUGCUGAAUUAUAAUGUAAUACAGUGUGUACAUGCAAGUACAAAUGCUGAUAAAAUGCUGGUUAUAAUCCUCAUGUAAUGUAUCAAUAGUCUUCUCAGAGAUCUGUCUUUCCAAAGGUUAGUAUCCUGUAGUAUGAGCCAAAAGAUUGCUUUACAGAUUUAACAGGCAAGAAGAAUAUUAUGACUGUGUUAUAGCAGUGUGUUCUGCUCUCCAAAAUAGAUAUUAUCCAUAUUCUAAAUAAUUCUAUGACAGUAGAUUGAAUGCAAAAUGUGCUAGUUAUACUUGUGCUAAAAUAUAUACAGAAUAAUUGACAGUUGUGUACUAUUAACAGUGAAAGAAAUAUGUAUAAUAUAUAUAAAUAUAUAUCACCUCCAUGUUUUAAUGUUAUAAAGUUGUCCUUACAUGGAUUAAAUUGAGCAAGACCAGUGUUUUAUAAAGAAAAAGAAUCUGUCAUAUACUGAAUGGGUGCUAGUUGGUGUAGCAGGCUUGCCAUGAAUAAUAAUGAAAGAAAAUUAUAUAAGUACAGGUCCCUACAAUCUGAAAUGAAUAUAAAAGGCUGCGGUGCAUGAUAAUUGACCAACUUCAAUCAGUAGUCAUAUUGAGAGUGACCUGUUAUUUUAGGCUCAGAUGAUAUUUUGGGUGACCUUGGGGGAAAACAUUGUUUAUCUGUAAGGGUUAUGAACCAGUCCAUACAUAAUAUACAUGUAUUGAAUUUGGUCUUUUUUAAGUUUUAUGAGUACAGUAUCUUUUGAUUGUGGUAAAGAUAACUUUUUGGGCUUGGUGAUAACUGACAGGUUAUGCUAAAUGACCAUUCACUAAUAAAACCAUGUUCUCCACUACAUAGGCAAUCCCCGCUUGGGAAUUCAGCUUCAUGGCUGCUACUCACAAGUUAUAGUGAAAUUGUAUUUUAGACUUGUUGAUAACCACUAAUAGUACUAUAUUCACCAGCUCUACUCCAUUCUACAUUUCUAUCUAUAACAAUGUGUUUCUCCAUCAUUUGCUUUGACAGAUACCAUGUAUAAAGUCAUUAUCUUGUAUUUUUAGGUAUUAGGAAUUGCUGUAUGAAGUCAUGUUUUCCCAUCUGAGUAAUUUUAUUUAUGUAGAUUAAGGUUUUUAUAUUUGAGUUGCAUUUACCCACGGUGCACCAAACUUUAAACAAAAAAUUAUAAAAACUAUAAAAGUUGGCCCACUUGCCUUUGUUAUAGUCUCAUUUAUAUUUUAUUAAAUGCUCAAAGAUAUCUUUCCCAUUUGCUUUUAUGUCUUAUUCAGUUUCAUGUCUAAUGGAUGUAAUUCACAGAUACAAGAUGGUUACAGUUUCAAAAAGAAAAUGAAAUCUCUAUUAGUGGCUUCCUGCCACAUCUAACCAUGUUUCUUAUGCCAUUAUAAAUAACCCAAUCCUGUACACUAAAAUUCCUUGUAUUUGUAAAAGUGCUAUAUGUGGUAUAAAAAUCUACCAGUUAAUAAA
This is a messenger RNA of Penaeus monodon (black tiger shrimp), 5584 nucleotides long. RefSeq names its product serine/arginine repetitive matrix protein 2-like. The record is from RefSeq and is a predicted model, not a curated record. NCBI's taxonomy places the organism in Eukaryota, Metazoa, Arthropoda, Malacostraca, Decapoda, Penaeidae. Gene Ontology annotation, biological process: microtubule cytoskeleton organization. Gene Ontology annotation, cellular component: microtubule cytoskeleton.